GAUUCAUGAAGUCAUAGAGCAGCGUCUUGUAGUUCAUAAGGCAAAAGGCGAUUCAUUCCAAGGUGUAAAUAAUAUGGGAAAAACCAAGUUAUGUGUGCCGGAGGACGGAGUCGGCGAAGCUACAUUGCAGAAAAACCUCGAUUGGGCAUGCGAUCAAGGUAUCAGUUGCGGUCGGAUUCAAUCCGAUGUCGUUUGCGCCGAACCGGCCACCGUUAGGUCUCCCACGACGAUCGCCGUGAGUCAUUACCAUAGGAGGAAAGGAGGCAUUGAGAACGCCUGCGAUUUUAGAAGCACUGCUCAGACCACCACCAAGGAUCCAAGUUAUGGAAAAUGCAAAUAUGUUUGAAGAAUUGGAUGAGGAAAGAUUAGCUAUGAGUGAAGGUUUUACUUCGCUCGAAAAAGAAUGCUAAAGAAUAUCAAUUUUGUCUAAAAUUAUUAGA
Molecule: messenger RNA, 440 nt
Organism: Hibiscus syriacus
Lineage: Eukaryota; Viridiplantae; Streptophyta; Magnoliopsida; Malvales; Malvaceae
Product: major pollen allergen Ole e 10-like
Exons: 2
Coding region: 74-346 (90 amino acids)
Source: RefSeq, a predicted model, not a curated record